AAAACAACCCAGAAAGAGAAAAGAAAAACCCUUUCGAAAGUAUUCGAGAGGUUUAGUUAAUCCCCUUCCCAAAGGGAUUAUUCUUAUUGUUAUUAUUACGAUGAUGAUUUUACGGUCGCUUUCACGGCCGCUCGAACGUUGCCUCGGCAUGAGGGCCGGCAGUGAUUCUCUCAUGUGGCACACUGACCUUAAACCCCACGCCUCCGGUGAUUUCUCCAUCGCCGUCGUGCAAGCCAACAACCACCUUGAAGAUCAAAGCCAAGUCUUUACCUCUCCUUUCGCUACCUACGUCGGUGUCUAUGAUGGUCAUGGAGGACCCGAAGCUUCCCGAUUUGUCAACAAGCACCUCUUCCCGUUUCUCCACAAAUUUGCUACAGAACAAGGGGAAUUAUCUGCAGAUGUGAUAAAGAGGGCAUUCAAUGCCACUGAAGAAGAGUUUUUGCAUUUGGUGAAGCGGUCAUUUUCUUUGAGGCCUCAAAUUGCUUCAGUUGGAUCAUGCUGUUUAGUUGGUGCAAUUUCAAACGAUGUGUUAUACGUGGCAAAUCUUGGUGACUCAAGAGCCGUUCUUGGCAGGAGAGUUUCAGAGGAGAAAGGAAACAAGGUAGUGGCAGAGAGGCUGUCAACAGAUCAUAAUGUCGGAGUUGAGGAAGUCCGGAAGGAAGUCGAGGAGCUUCAUCCAGAUGAUUCUCAUAUAGUGGUGUAUACCCGCGGAGUUUGGAGGAUUAAGGGCAUAAUCCAGGUGUCAAGAUCUAUUGGUGAUGUUUACCUGAAGAAACCAGAGUUUUAUAGAGAUCCGAUCUUUCAGCGGUUCGGAAACCCCAUUCCGAUUAAAAGGCCGGUUAUUACAGCAGAACCCUCAAUCCUUAUUAGAAAACUUAAGCCGCAGGAUCAGUUCCUGAUCUUUGCAUCAGAUGGCCUAUGGGAGCAGUUGAGUGAUGAAGCUGCCGUAAACAUCGUUUUCAAAAACCCGAGAGCCGGUAUUGCUAAGAGAUUGGUAAGAGCUGCACUCCAAGAAGUUGCAAAGAAAAGGGAGAUGAGAUACGGUGACAUCAAGAAAAUCGAAAAGGGUAUAAGGCGUCACUUUCACGACGAUAUCACAGUGGUCGUAAUUUAUCUCGACAAACACCGAGGGUCUCGCAAUAAUAGAAUGAAGCAGAAUGCGACGGGUUGCACAACGGCACCUGUUGACAUCUAUUCCUUCAAUGGGGAUGAAGGGUACGAGGAUCUGCUUCAAACAAUUACCUGAAACACAAUACAAUGACUGUUCCAAGUAAGCUUAAUUUUAUGUAUAGAAAACACCAAAUCAUAGAGUUGGGGUUUUGGACAAAAUCUGGAGUUUUUGAAGGUGAAAUUAUGACAAUGAAUAGAUUGAUUUAUCUUUGAUCUGUUUAUUCUUGUCUUUUCGCCUCUUCUAUCAAAUGUCAAUGAAUCCCAGAAAAAUGAAAGGCAAACAUUUUUGUAUUGUUUAAUCCUAUGUUCAUAGUUUAUAUGCAAUAA
Messenger RNA from Hibiscus syriacus, 1497 nucleotides. Its product is annotated as probable protein phosphatase 2C 63. Gene Ontology annotation, molecular function: protein serine/threonine phosphatase activity; cation binding. The transcript has 4 exons. Gene Ontology annotation, biological process: protein dephosphorylation. Lineage: Eukaryota; Viridiplantae; Streptophyta; Magnoliopsida; Malvales; Malvaceae. The record is from RefSeq and is a predicted model, not a curated record. Bases 101 to 1246 code for a protein of 381 amino acids.